Molecule: messenger RNA, 1443 nt
Organism: Bufo gargarizans (Asiatic toad)
Lineage: Eukaryota; Metazoa; Chordata; Amphibia; Anura; Bufonidae
Gene: NUP43
Product: nucleoporin 43
Exons: 8
Coding region: 159-1283 (374 amino acids)
Cellular component (GO): nuclear pore outer ring
Molecular function (GO): protein binding
Source: RefSeq, a predicted model, not a curated record
AGUGAGGCAGGAAUAGGCGGGAAUGAGCUGCUCCUCAGCACUGCAAUUGCUGUGGGUGUAAGCGGAAGCCACCAAUGCCUGACAGGUAGCUCCGCGAAUCCCUGAAGUGCGCGAGUUAGAAAUCACAAGUUCGGGAGGCGCCUGACAGAACCGCAAACAUGGAGAGUACGGUGGCCAAAUACGUGUCGCAGAAGAUCAGCAAAACUCGCUGGCGCCCGGUGCCGGCCUCCUCCUUGCAGCAGCCGGAUGUGUUUGCAGCGGGCUCCUGGGAUAAUGAGGAAAACAAAGUAUCUGUGUGGUCUACUGGAGACUUUGGCGCCAUAUCUAUGGAGGAAGAUUACCUGGCUGACCCCAAACUGUUGUGUGACAUCAGACAUAAAGGAGAUGUGAUGGACUUGCAGUUUUUGGAUCAAGAGAGAAUUGUAACAGCCUCGUCAACGGGAAGAGUAACAGUCUUCCGCCACCAUCAAGGCAAUCAGACUCUGUCAGAAAAGCAGAAAUGGGAAUAUGCUCAUCACCAUGUUGGUUCUGUUGGCACUGGAGCUCCCUGCACUGGUAUCGUGUGCAGCAAUCCUGAAAUAGUCUCUGUUGGUGAAGAUGGUCGUAUAAAUCUUUUCAGAGCCGACAGCAAAGAGAUUGUGCGGACAAUUGAUGAUGCAGAUAGUAGUACCAUCCAUGCAGUAAUCUUCCUCCGUACUACAGAAAUCUUAACGGUUAAUUCCAUUGGGCAGUUGAAGAUGUGGGACUUCAGACAGCAAGGGAAUGAUCCAACACAUAUAUUCUCCAUAGCCAAUGAGCGCAUGCCAUUACACUGUUUAGACAGACAUCCGAGUCAGCAGCAUGUUGUAGCUACAGGUGGUCAGGAUGGCAUGCUGUGCAUCUGGGAUGUUAGACAGAGCCAGACACCAAUAUCUCUCCUCACUGCCCAUGAUGCUGAGAUGUGGGAGGUCCAUUUUCACCCUUCAAAACCUGAUCAUCUAUUCACGUGUUCGGAGGAUGGGUCUUUGUGGCAUUGGGAUGCAUCACCUGAAGUUAUGGAAAAGCCUUCAUUUCUGGGAGGAAGAGGAAACUCAAACUUGUCCCGUAGCGCUAUGGGGCAGUCGUUCAGCCAGUCAUUGAUGACUGCGUGGCUAAAUAAUGAUCCCACCAAAGGACACCUGGAAAUUACAAACUUUUUACCCAGUAACAUUCGAUCUGUGAACAGCCUGGAUAUCUUAGGAGAAUACCUUGUCUGUGGUACGGAUGCAGAGUGUAUCUACGUUCUGAAACGGCCUCUUGCUUAACCCGCAAAGAACUGCAACAGAUGGAAUGAAAGAAAAGUUUGGAUGCUCCACAGACUGAAGUUGCCUGCUCAUGUAAUUUGUAUUACCACAGAAAAAACUACUGGUUGAGUUGACCAAUAACAUGUUCUUUAAAAAAAAAAAAAAAAAAAAAAGUAUCUGA